AUGGAGCCGUUUAUGAAGCCUCCUUUAGAGAUGAACUUCUCAACAACUGAACAGUUGUCGUUAUCCGAAAGAUGGAGACGAUGGAAGGAAACUAUGCAGUUAUAUCUUGGAUUAAACAUGUCUAAAGCCAGCGAGAAAGAACAAUGUGCGGCGUUCCGGUAUGUGAUCGGACAAGACGGGCGAGACAUUUAUAACACAAUGAAGUUUACACAGGCUCAAACGGACAAAAUCGACGUGUUAUUCGCGAAGUUUGACGAGUAUUGUGAACCCAGAAGAAACACGAUUAUGGAAAGAUACAAGUUUAAUACGCGAGUGCAAAGAGACGACGAAACAGCCGAUCAGUACGUAACUGAACUUAAAUUGCUCGCUAAGAAUUGCAACUUCGGGUCUCUUGAGGACGAGUUGAUUAGGGACCGCGUUGUUUACGGAAUAAAAUCGGAGCGUGUGAGAGAACGGUUAUUACGAGAACGAGAGUUAACGUUAGAUAAAGCGUUAGAAGUAUGUCAAAUAAACGAACAGUCUGAGGAACAACUAAAAGUACUAAACGAUGUUCAGAGCGUCAAGGCCAUAGGAAAACAUAACAAAUCAGGAAAUUAUCGUAGCAAAUUAGAUGCAAAUCGAAGGCGUGAUUUCAAGCAUAACGGCGGCAACAAACAAGAACAAGUAUCGUGUUGCGGAAAGUUGCGGAAAGUAAGAAAUGUUUUAGGUGUGACAAAAAGAAUCAUUUCGCUAAAUUCUGCAAGUCAAAGAAAAUACAUGCAGUAGACAAAGCGAGUACAGAUGACGAACCGUUGUUUAUUGGAGCGGUUAAUUCAAUUCAUAACGAAGAGAAUGUUUUCAAAACUUUAUCAAUCGAGGGAAAUGAGAUCAAGUUCAAGAUUGACACGGGAUCACAAGCCAAUAUAAUACCCCUACCUACAUUCGAGAAGAUGAAGCUGAAACAAACCCGGUUAGAAAGACCAACAGCAAAGUUAACAAGUUACACUGGCGAUUAUCUACCGGUCGUCGGAGAAUGCAAUCUGAAAUGUAACAACAAGACAUUGAAAUUUUUCGUCGUAAAAACUGGACAAGUUCCCAUCAUUGGUUUGAAAGCUUCUCAAGAACUGAAUCUGAUCAAAAUCAUCAUGAAUGUGAACAAUGUGAUUGGUCAAUCAGCAGAAACCAUUCAUGAGAAAUUUCCUAAAGUAUUUCAAGGUUUGGGAUGCCUAAAGAAUCCAUACCACAUCGAAGUCGACCCUACGAUUACACCUGUCGUCAGUCCUUUAAGAAGUACACCAGUUGCGCUCAGAGAGAGGCUGAGGUCUUUGCUAGAUGAUAUGGAAGAAAAGGGAGUCGUGGAGAAAGUCGAUGGUCCAACCGAGUGGGUGAAUUCGACAGUGAUUAUAGAGAAGCCAAAUAGUGACAAACUACGAAUUUGUCUUGAUCCGAGACCACUAAAUGAAGCUAUCAAGCGAGAACACUUCAAGAUGCCAACAAUAGAGGAAAUCACGACGCGUGUGGCCAGAGCCAGAGUAUUCUCCAAACUGGACGCAAAUCAUGGCUAUUGGCAAAUACCACUAGAUGAAGAGAGCCGAUUGCUGACCACAUUCAACACACCAUUUGGUC
Paramuricea clavata is the source of this 1605-nucleotide messenger RNA. The record is from the annotation of a GenBank genome assembly. Lineage: Eukaryota; Metazoa; Cnidaria; Anthozoa; Malacalcyonacea; Plexauridae.